AUGGAGGAUGUCGCCAACUUUAGUUCUCCCGCAGACGAAGUUUACUCCGCUGGUCCAGGUACUGAGGCCGCUUAUCGGGAACAUCAAAGACAACAGAACAGGUUUUGGAUGCAGAUUCAUGGAACCACUGAACAUGAACAUCCGGUACCGUGUUCCAUUUCUCCAACUUCAUCUCUGGCAAACGCGCUCAGACGUACCGAGUUGAUAAUCAUUGGACAAGAGCCUCGCCAAUAUGGCCAAGUAUUUCACCCAUACAUUGUAUCGAAGUUCUCUGCGAAUGGUAAAGAGUUUGUUCGCUUGAAGGAUAUCGUAGAAGGUCGUUACGAAGGAUUAGAACGACGGAACCAUGACGCCUUGUCUUACAAGGACGUGAGUUGCGGACGGAGGGCAUCAAAUGUUAAAAUGACUAUCAAGUUCAGGUGGCCGGCAUCCUUGUCCAAUGACGGAUAUGUCAAAUACAAUCCGCAGAGAAAUGUGAUACAUCCGAACGGGAAAGCGUACUCCGUGGGAGAAAUUGUUCAGGUGAUCGGCGAAGAGAUGCUGGUGUUUAUGAAGGACAACGGCUCAAUGUUGUUGAUUAAUCCGCAGUGGGGCUUGGCCUCGGUUCCCGACUUCGGCGACAUUGUCCUGUUGGAAUUGUGGAGAGUAUCAAAGAGCAGUUUACAGCCCCAGUUUGGGAUCCUCAGGAACCACGCCCUCAGGAUAUAA
Sparassis crispa is the source of this 708-nucleotide messenger RNA. RefSeq lists its product as hypothetical. The transcript is spliced from 6 exons. The record is from RefSeq and is a predicted model, not a curated record. The coding region runs from base 1 to 708 and encodes 235 amino acids. Lineage: Eukaryota; Fungi; Basidiomycota; Agaricomycetes; Polyporales; Sparassidaceae.